AUUCAACUAUUGGAGACACUGAUGAAUGGGAUAUCAAAAAGUUUCAAGAUUCAAACUGUUGUCAAAUUUAGAGGUUAUGUGUCCAAAACAAAUUUCAAUGCGAUUUUUGUAAUGAAUAUAAAUAUAUAAAUGUAUUUUCAUUCAACUCCAAAAUGAGUGAUUAUCCAAAUUCCGAUGAGGAGUUUGAACUUCAGUAUGGAGAUGAACUUGAACUGUUGAACGAAGCAGAAAGCUUCGAUGAACCUAUUGUUGAAAGAGCGGGAAACAAUAAAUCCCGAAAAAGCUUAGAUUAUGGCUUACCAGUUACAUCUAAAUCUAAUACACAAUCAGAUUUAUUCUCUUCUCAAACACAACAAAGUAACAGCGCUGAAAUCAAUUUAAACAAUUCCUUCGAUAACGAUUUUCAUCCUAUAACCGAUAAAAAUGCUGAGAUCACUAGAGAUGUUCCAGAAAGUGCUGCUUCCCAAAGCCAAGCUUUAUCAACAUCUCUCGAUGUUACUACUGAGCCACUUACAAAAAAACGUACGAUUGAAGAAUUAUUUGGUGACAUAGAUGAUCUCCUGUUUGAAAAUGAACGUAAAGCUAAGAAAAUCAAACCUGAUACCAAAUUAGAACAACAAAUGGAAAUGAUCGAUAAAAUUCUUGAACUCAGAAAGCAGAGAGAGGAAAGUGAUAAUAUACUUUUCCGCAAAAAUAUUAGAAUCUCAUCAGUUGAUAGGGAUAAAUUAAAUUUAUCAUGGCGUGUACCUACAUAUCCUUUCAUCAAAGUAACCAGACCUGAUAAAGAAACAUUUUUUAUAAGAUGCCAUUCAGAUGAUUAUGAAAAAGAAGAUGUGACCAGAGUAAUAAAUGAUAUAAAUUUAGUAGGUGUAAUGGGAGACAUGUUUAAAGAAACCUGGGAAAAAGCACAACAAAUUCUGAAUAGAGAUAUGGAUGAUAACAAAAAAAAUGAAGAUGUUCCAAUGGAUAUAGAGGAAGAAAUUGAAGAAAAUAAUAAUCUUUGGGUUGAUUUGUAUAAACCCAGAAGAUAUUUGGAGCUCCUUAGUGAUGAAGCAACAAACAGAGUUUUAUUGAAGUGGUUAAAGCUCUGGGAUAAUGUUGUUUUCAAUCGCAAACCUAAAGUAAGACCUGAAACUCUUGAUAUUGUCAAUAAAGGACGUUCCAAAUUUAAUUUUUUCAAUAUUAUAGACAAUCAAUUGAAAUUAGAUGAAGAUGGUAGACCUCUGUAUAAGGUGGCACUGCUUUGUGGAAGACCAGGUCUAGGAAAAACAACAUUAGCUCAUGUGGUUGCCAAACAUGCUGGCUACAAUGUUGUAGAGAUAAAUGCAUCAGAUGACCGGAGCUUAGAAAGUUUCAAGACUUCUUUGGAGAAUUCAACACAAAUGAGAUCAGUAAUAGGUGAAGAAAAACGUCCUAACUGUGUAAUCUUCGAUGAAAUUGAUGGAGCCCCUGUAAAUUCUGUUGAAUUUUUAGUCAAGUUUGUCAGUGGAACUGUGGCAAAAAAGAAGAAGAAGGAGAAGGGUAAUUCCAUAUUGAAAAGACCAAUCAUUUGCAUUUGUAAUGAUGCUUAUGUCCCAGCUUUGAGAAGUUUGAGACAAAUUGCUUUCAUUAUAAACUUUCCCCCUACUUCUUCAGGAAGAUUAUCAGAGAGACUUAUGGAAAUAUGUAAAAAACAACUGUUACAAACUGAUGCUGGUUCAAUGCUUGCCUUGGCAGAAAAAUCUAACAAUGAUAUCAGAUCCUGUUUGAGUAUCCUUCAUUUUUUCAAGACAAAAAGGAAAACCAUAACUCUAGCUGACAUUUAUCAAUCCAGUGUUGGCCAAAAGGACAUGCAAAAAGGUCUUUUCUCUGUAUGGUCAGACAUAUUCAGCAUAGAGAGGGCUAAAAUGAAAUUUUCUGGUAUUCAAAAUGAUAAAGAAAAUAAUUCUAAGAACUAUGAUAUGAGUUUCAGAGCUCGAAUGCAGAAAGUUCUAGAUGUGGUUCAGUCCUUUGGGGAUUAUGAGAGGUUGGCCCAAGGUGUGUUCGAGAAUUUCCCCCAUAUGCAAAUUAAAGAAGCGUCUUUUGUUGGAAUUUGUCAUGCUCUGAAUUGGUUCUGUUAUACUGAUAAAAUCAAUCGAUUCAUAAUGAGCCAACAAAACUUCAGUUUAAGCUCCUAUCUACCAUAUGCUUUUGUCGUGUGGCACUUCCAGUUUUCAUCCUUAGUUUGGCCAAAACUUAAAUAUCCAAAUGAAGGGUUUGAAGUGAGGCAAAAACGAAUCAAUAACCUGGGAACUGUAAAAGAAGUAAUUAAAGGUGUACAACCUACAGUAAGAGUUUUUGUUAAUGCCAAAAAUAUGAUACUAGAUACUCUUCCACUAUUAACUAGGAUAAUAAAUCCAUUUUUUCGCCCUGUGAACUUUCAUUUAUUCACUAAUGAAGAAAAAGGUAUGUUUCUUAAGGUGGUCAAUAUAAUGAUAGAUUACAACCUGAAUUAUAUACAAGAGAAGAAUGCAGCUGGAAUCUACGAGUUCAAGUUAGAUCCAGAUAUUAUGCCAAUAGUCAUGUUUCCAAAUGUGUCUGAGAGUAGGAAUGUUUUAUCCUAUUUUAACAAACAAUUAUUGUCUAGAGAAGUAGAAAUGGAAAAAAUUCGGAAAAUUCAAAAGUCUACAAAUGCAGGUACUCCCACUACUAAAACUAGUACAAAAAAAGAUAGGCCUGUUAAGGAAUCUCCAGAAGACCAGAAGCUUCCAAAUCAUUUGCAGAGGUUGAAAAUUAAAUCCUUGAAAAAAAUUGAACCAGCUGUUACCAAAGACUUUUUUGGUAGAAUUAUCAAAACUACAACAGAAAGUAAUAAAGGACCACAACUGCAGGGAGAUAUUUGGUAUAAGUAUAAGGAAGGUUAUAGUAAUGCAGUGAGGAAGAAAAUUAAAAUGUCAAGUCUUAUGUAAAUAUAUUAAUAAUUUCAAGAAUAUUUAUUAUUGCAUUAAUUUGUUUUGUUUAGUCAAUAAAUUAUUUUUUCAA
Molecule: messenger RNA, 3000 nt
Organism: Harmonia axyridis
Lineage: Eukaryota; Metazoa; Arthropoda; Insecta; Coleoptera; Coccinellidae
Gene: cutlet
Product: chromosome transmission fidelity protein 18 homolog
Exons: 1
Coding region: 153-2927 (924 amino acids)
Molecular function (GO): ATP hydrolysis activity; ATP binding
Source: RefSeq, a predicted model, not a curated record